Zea mays is the source of this 3318-nucleotide messenger RNA. Its product is annotated as receptor-like protein EIX2. NCBI's taxonomy places the organism in Eukaryota, Viridiplantae, Streptophyta, Magnoliopsida, Poales, Poaceae. The record is from RefSeq and is a predicted model, not a curated record. Gene Ontology annotation, molecular function: protein binding.
GAGAGGGAGCGCGAUCCCGUCGCGAGGAGCGAGAGAGAGCCCCCCUCCCCGGGACCGGGGGGACGGAGGAACGGAGAGCGGCGGCGCCGUUCGCCCCCAUCGCCCAAGGCCCGACCUGACCUGACCUCAUCGUUUAUUAGCACUUCGCAAAAGAGGUUAAAGAUCCGACAGCAUAAGCUCUCACUUUGUCUAUAUAUAUAGUUACAAUGUGCCCGCAAAGUAUGUUGAGUUCAUACAGUGCGCAUGACCAAUCCUCUGAUCAUGCUCCUCCUUACCAUCAUCUGCGCCACUUUGGGGCUAACCGCUGGUGCGCCGCAACCCCUAGGCGGCAUCGUCUGCAUCCCAUCUGAGAGGGCUGCUUUGCUGUCCUUCAAGAAGGGUAUCACAAGGGACAAGACCAAUCGCCUCGGCUCAUGGCACGGCCAAGAUUGCUGCCGGUGGAGAGGUGUCACCUGCAGCAACCGAACCGGCAACGUCCUCAUGCUCAAUCUUGCCUACCCGAGCUAUCCAUAUGAUGACUCGUACGACAGAGAUGUAUGCGGCGAUUCCAGAACUUUGUUUGGCGAGAUAAGUCCCUCUCUACUCUUGCUGAGACAACUAGAGCACAUAGACCUAAGCUGGAACUGCUUGUUAGGCCCAAAUGGGCGUAUGCCUUCAUUCCUGGGCUCCAUGAAGAACUUGAGAUACCUCAAUCUCUCUGGAGUACCAUUCAAAGGUAGCGUGCCUCCUCAGUUAGGCAACCUAUCUAGGUUGCAGUACCUUGAUCUUGGCAAUUCAUAUUUAGCAUAUGGCAUAUACUCAAAGGACAUUACUUGGUUAACAAACCUACCUCUGCUGCAGUACCUUGGCAUGCGUUAUGUAAAUCUCUCAGGGAUAGCUGGUGAUUGGCCUCAUAUACUGAAUAUGAUACCAUCUUUAAGGGUCAUUAGUCUCUCUGACUGUUUGCUUGGUAGUGCAAACCAAUCGCUCGCAUUUUUUAAUCACAAACUUGAGAAGCUUGAUCUCUCGUUCAACGACUUCCAUCACACAUAUAUAUCGAGUUGGUUCUGGAGAGCGACAAGUCUCAAGCACCUAGUUCUGGAGGAGACCGGAUUGUUUGGUGAAUUGCCUGAUGCACUAGGAAACCUGACAUCUCUUGUUGUCCUUGAUUUAUCAGGUAAUGUGAACAUGACGAUAACACAAGGCUUGAAGAACCUUUGUGGUUUGGAAAUCCUUGACCUUAUCGACAGUUCGAUAAAUAUAGACAUAGCAGAGUUGAUGGACAGAUUACCACUGUGCACAAGGGAAAACAAAAACUUACAGUUACAGGAGCUCCAUCGGCCAAGUUCGAUAGGGUACUUCAGGAGCUUACGCAUCCUUGAUCUCAGCUAUAACAAUCUCAGAGGAAGUGUACCUACUGAAAUUGGUACCCUUACAAAUUUGACCUAUUUGGAUCUAAGCAAUAACAACCUCGGUGGAGUAAUCACGGAGGAGCACUUUGUAGGUCUGAUGAACCUAAAGGAAAUUGACCUGUCUUUCAAUAAUUUGAGUGUUGUAGUGGAUGCAGAUUGGAUCCAACCAUUCAGGCUGGAGUCUGCAGGGUUUGCAUCUUGCCAUUUGGGUCCCCUGUUUCCAGUUUGGCUUCGCCAGCAGCUCCUUCAUAUCACUAAGCUAGACAUUUCAAGCACAGGGUUGGUGGGAAACAUUCCUGAUUGGUUUUGGUCAUUUUCAAAGGCUGCUUCUCUUGACAUGUCUUACAAUCAAUUAAAUGGUAACUUGCCGACAGAUAUGAGUGGCAUGGCCUUUCUAGAGCUAAACCUCGGUUCAAACAACCUCACAGGACAAAUGCCACCAUUUCCAAGAAACAUCAGGAAGUUAGACAUCUCUAACAAUUCAUUUUCAGGCAUCAUGCCACACAAGAUUGAAGCCCCACUGCUCCAAACACUAGUCGUGUCCUCAAAUCAAAUUGGUGGCACCAUUCCGGAGUCGAUUUGCGAAUUGAAGAACCUGUUAUUUCUAGAUUUGUCGAACAAUCUUUUGGAAGGUGAAAUUCCUCAGUGUUCUGACAUUGAACGCCUAGAAUUUUGUCUCCUAGGCAACAACAAUUUAUCAGGAACGUUCCCAGCAUUUCUGCGCAACUGUACGAGUAUGGUGGUCUUGGACCUUGCAUGGAAUAAUUUAUCUGGAAGGUUACCUUCUUGGAUACGGGAGCUGUAUAGUUUACAGUUUCUACGUCUAAGCCACAAUUCAUUUUCUGGGAAUAUUCCGUCUGGAAUAACCAGCCUUUCUUGUCUUCAAUACUUGGAUCUAUCAGGAAACUACUUUUCUGGUGUUAUACCUCCUCAUCUUUCAAAUCUAACAGGUAUGACCAUGAAGGGAUACUGCCCAUUUGAAAUUUUCGGCGAGAUGGGAUUUAAAUUCGAUGAUAUAUGGUUAGUAAUGACAAAAGGGCAACAACUUAAAUAUAGUCUGGGACUUGUAUAUUUUGUAAGCAUUGAUUUAUCAGGCAACGGCUUAACUGGUGAAAUUCCUUUGGGUAUCACAUCCUUUGAUGCCUUAAUGAAUUUGAAUUUGUCAUCAAACCAACUGGGUGGAAAAAUUCCCAACAAGAUUGGUGCCAUGAUGUCGUUGGAAUCCCUAGACCUCUCCAUCAACAAGCUUUCUGGUGAAAUCCCAUGGAGCUUAUCAAACCUGACAUCUUUAAGCUACAUGAACUUGUCCUACAACAAUCUCUCAGGAAGGAUACCCUCAGGCCGCCAGCUAGACACCUUAAACGCGGACAACCCGUCACUUAUGUACAUAGGCAACAGUGGGCUUUGUGGACCUCCUCUUCAAAAUAAUUGUUCAGGAAAUGGUAGUUUCACACCUGGUUAUUAUCACAGAAGCAAUAGGCAAAAAAUCGAGUUUGCAUCAUUUUAUUUCAGUCUUGUAUUGGGGUUCGUGGUGGGGCUGUGGAUGGUGUUUUGUGCUCUGUUGUUCAUGAACACAUGGAGGGUUGCUUAUUUUGGGCUCCUCGACGAGCUGUAUAACAAGAUCUACGUGUUUGUAGCUGUAAAAUGGGCAAGUAUGACAAUGAGUGCAGCUGCAGAAUGAGAGCAGAACAUCUUGAAGGAAAUAUUGUCCAGGACACAACCAAUACAAUGGAAACUGUUAAUGGACCAGUCAGGAAGAUAUAUAAAAGUGCUAUAGGCCGUGUGGUUUCGUCCAAAUAAAGACCAUGUUCUGAUUUAUCCUUCUGUUACCUGUAAACCAUAAUACUUCUUUAGAUUCAAGCACUACAUGUGUAACUAUAUUGUUUCGACAGAUUUAUCUGUUUAUCAAUACAUUGUUUUUUCAUCA